Molecule: messenger RNA, 3454 nt
Organism: Bufo gargarizans (Asiatic toad)
Lineage: Eukaryota; Metazoa; Chordata; Amphibia; Anura; Bufonidae
Gene: SLC20A1
Product: solute carrier family 20 member 1
Exons: 11
Coding region: 429-2480 (683 amino acids)
Biological process (GO): phosphate ion transmembrane transport
Cellular component (GO): membrane
Molecular function (GO): phosphate transmembrane transporter activity
Source: RefSeq, a predicted model, not a curated record
CGAUCACUGGAUUGUUCGAACAGACGCGUUUUGGCGCCCAGACCGCAGUCCCUCCUCCCGGUGCCUUCAGUUUUGCGCCUUUGUGCCAAAAUCGAGCGGGAAGUGAAGGCAGCGGUCGCCGGGAGAGCUCAGCCGUCAGUCUCCGGUCCGUACACGAAUGAAGAGUCUGCCGGAUUCCUUGUUUUCUGCAUCAUGGAAGUUUCUUCACCUAUAACCCACCAGAGCCAAAGGAACUCUCAAAAAACAAUUUCCAUACAGAGCAAAUAGCAAAGACUUCAGUCCGAGACUCUCGGCCCCAUUCAGUUUACUGCAUAUUUAAUUUUAUAGUAAUUUAUUGAAUUAUUUUCAUACCUCUACGUUGUUUUGUUUACAUAGUAUUUUAUUUUUUAUAAUCUAUUUUCACAUUGAGCCAAAAAAAAGAGAAAAUUAUGGAAUCGACAACCGUUUUCAGCGUAGUUACCAGUACCCUCGGCAUCCAGGAGGGGGGUCCAAUGUCCGACUACCUGUGGAUGCUGGUGGUGGGUUUUAUCAUAGCCUUUGUGCUGGCUUUCUCAGUUGGUGCCAACGAUGUAGCAAACUCCUUUGGCACGGCGGUGGGCUCUGGUGUGGUGACGUUAAGGCAAGCUUGCAUUCUGGCCUCCAUCUUUGAAACCGUGGGAUCUGUUCUCUUGGGCGCUAAAGUGAGUGAAACCAUCCGGAAAGGACUGAUUGACGUCACGAUGUACAACACGACUCAGCAGCUGCUAAUGGCGGGUUCCAUCAGCUCCAUGUUUGGCUCUGCUGUGUGGCAACUUGCAGCUUCCUUCCUGAAACUGCCGAUCUCUGGGACCCACUGCAUUGUUGGAGCCACGAUCGGCUUCUCUCUGGUGGCUAAAGGACAGGAGGGCGUGAAAUGGACAGAGCUGCUUCGUAUCGUGCUGUCCUGGUUCAUCUCUCCUCUAUUGUCCGGCAUCAUGUCUGCUCUGCUGUUUUUCCUUGUAAGAAGGUUCAUCCUUCGCAAGCCUGACCCUCUACCCAAUGGACUGCGUGCCCUGCCAGUGUUCUACGCCUGUACGAUCGGCAUAAACCUGUUCUCCAUCAUGUACACCGGCGCACCUCUGCUUGGAUUUGACAAGAUUCCCCUGUGGGGCGUCAUCCUAAUCUCUGUGGGUUGUUCUGUGAUUUGCGCCCUGGUCGUGUGGUUCAUAAUCUGUCCCAGGAUGAAGAAGAAGAUAGAACGUGAAAUGAAAUCCAGUCCGUCAGAAUCUCCCUUGAUGGACAAAAAGAAUAUGGACCAAAGCCACAUCCUAAAUCCAGAACCAGAUGUGAAAUUGCCUAUCGAGUGCGGUAUCUCUACAGAGGCCAAGGUGCCCAUUUUGGACAUGGUGUCUGCGCCAUCACGGGCUGCAGAGGAGCGGACAGUGAGCUUCAAGAUGGGUGACUUUGAAGUCCCAGAGAGGGAGAAGUGUCGGAGCAUGGAGACCAACAUUGACCAGCCAGUAAAUGCCGUGCAGUUGCCAAAUGGAAAUCACGUACAAUUCAACCAGACCGUUAGCAACCAGAUGUCUUCGAACGGGCAGUAUCAUUAUCACACCGUGCACAAAGAUUCUGGUCUGUACAAAGAUCUGCUGCACAAACUGCACUUGGCCAAAGUGGGAGACUGCAUGGGAGACUCCGGUGAGAAGCCGCUGCGCCGCAACAACAGCUACACCUCCUACACCAUGGCGAUCUGCGGGAUGCCUCUGGAUUCCUUCAGAAACAAGGAGGCAGAGGCACGCCCAGAGGAGGCUGAAAAAUUAACCUGGCCCGGAGCUGACGGGAAGAAGCGCACUCGCAUGGACAGCUACACCAGUUAUUGUAACGCAGUGGCAGACACACACCAGGAUGUUGGCGCAGAAGGGCAUGAAGAAGUUUGUGCAGUAGAGGAGGCUGCCAACAGGAAAAGCAGCAACUCCUCACUAGAAGAAUGGCAUGAUCAAGACAAGCCCGAGGUGUCUCAGCUCUUCCAGUUCUUACAAAUCCUUACUGCUUGCUUUGGCUCUUUUGCACAUGGUGGGAACGAUGUCAGCAACGCCAUUGGUCCUUUGGUUGCACUUUGGCUGGUUUAUGAGACUGGAGAUGUAACCACCAAGGCUGAGACCCCUAUUUGGCUGCUCCUCUUCGGAGGGAUUGGUAUCUGUAUUGGUCUCUGGGUUUGGGGACGAAGGGUUAUGCAGACAAUGGGUAAAGAUCUGACCCCAAUUACCCCCUCAAGUGGUUUCAGCAUUGAGUUGGCAUCUGCCUUGACAGUUGUAAUUGCUUCAAACGUUGGUCUCCCCAUCAGCACGACGCACUGUAAGGUUGGGUCUGUUGUAUCCGUUGGAUGGCUUAGAUCCAAAAAAGCAGUGGACUGGCGUCUCUUCAGAAAUAUCUUCUUGGCUUGGUUUGUCACCGUGCCAAUUUCGGGCCUCAUCAGCGCUGGUAUCAUGGCACUCUUCAAGUACGCAAUCCUUAAAGUAUGAUUUGAUGCUGAAUUCCCUGCUAUCUGAAAUCUCCGCUCAGGACUGCAGAUCCACUGCACAUAUCUCAUCAGUGCAAUGCAACUAUCAACAGGAUGCAAGCGACUCUGCUUCCCCCACCCCAGUCCCUGCAUGAGGGGCUUGAGUUAACAGACCUGGAAUAUGCAAUGUGCCCUCCCUGAUGGGUGGACGAAAAUAACUUUCAGGUGUAGAAAGUGGAUUUAAACAGGACUCUCUCCCCCUCCUCCCCUUGUGCUGUACAACUGCUUUAAUGCGCCAGAACAGGGAUGCUCAACCUGCAGCCCUCCAGCUGUUGUAACACUACAACUCCCACCAUGCCCUGCUGUAGGCUCUCCGGACAUGCUGGGAGUUGUUGUUUUACAACAUCUGGAGGGCCGCAGGUUGGGCAUACCUGCGCUAGAAUAUUACAAAUCAACCCAAUCUACCUGUAUGCACAUGGCGAUCAUUCCUCAGUAUUAAUGUUCUCUGUAUAUAGACCUGCCUGUAUGUCCGCCUGUUUUUUCCACUGUAAAUGUUUGUGCAUCUUGUUUUUAUAUCACAGGAGGAUUAUCAUUAUUUUUUUAUUUUUUUUUUCACAUAUCCUUUUUCUUCGCUGCCUUUUAGGCUUGCAAAUCAGCUUGGCCGUAGAAUGGAUGAGGAGGCUGAAGAGUUAUUUCUUCAAAUAGUAUCUAGAUUUAGCAUUUAUUUUUAUGUUUUAUGCAGAUCUAGGAAACCAUGAUUUUUUUUUUUUUUUCUUUUUUUAAAUAUAUAUUUUUUUUAAACAAAGAAUCCAAAGUGUCGAUCUUUGAGGAUGUGCUGUCUAUAGGAUGUGUGUACUCCAGGUGAAAGUGCAGUGCCAGUAACUCAGGAUCUGGCCACGCCGAUGGGGAAUCUUGUCCAGCAUAGUGUCCAUUUUACUGGUUUGUCAUCAGCUUUUGUUACUGGUGAAGUCAAAUAAAAUAGCACUAAUUCAGCAA